Messenger RNA from Penicillium maclennaniae, 1029 nucleotides. Its product is annotated as NUDIX hydrolase. The coding region runs from base 1 to 1029 and encodes 342 amino acids. The record is from RefSeq and is a predicted model, not a curated record. The transcript has 3 exons. Lineage: Eukaryota; Fungi; Ascomycota; Eurotiomycetes; Eurotiales; Aspergillaceae. Gene Ontology annotation, cellular component: mitochondrion. Gene Ontology annotation, molecular function: hydrolase activity, acting on acid anhydrides, in phosphorus-containing anhydrides.
AUGCCCCAAGCAAAACAAGACGGCAGCAAGAACAAGAUACCGGCUGUGCCUCGACCCAGUUCAAGUGUGAUUCUGGUAUCUCCACAGAAUGAGAUCCUUCUUCUUCACCGUGUACAGACAUCUAGCUCCUUUGCAUCGGCUCAUGUGUUCCCGGGUGGGAACCUUUCGAGCCAGGAUGGACCACUCCCACCAGCUGGAGAGCAUGCCGUGCAUGAGGACUCUCCUGCUUACCGAUGUGGAGCUAUUCGGGAGCUUUUCGAAGAAAGUGGGAUUCUCCUUGCCAAAGACCGGGAUUCUGGAAAGAUGCUGGUCGUUGAUGAAGAGACCCGGGAGCAAGGCAGACGACUUAUUCACCAGAACAAAAUUUCCUUCGCAGACUGGUUGAAGCAGCAGCAUAUUAAUGCCGAGCCAGAUAUUGAUCAAUUGAUCCCAUUCACGCAUUGGAUCACGCCGACCAAUGUUCCGAAGCGUUAUACGACACAAAUGUAUCUCUACUUUAUGCCAUUGCCAAUAAACCUGGAUAAGGAGCUGCUCAAGGAGCUCCCCCGCGAGGGUGAACGGGACGAGAUUCAAGUCCCGACUAGCGAUGGCGGUAUCGAGGUUACAGAGGCGCAAUUCCUCCCAGCUUCGGAGUGGCUUCGUCGCGCAAGAAGCGCAGAGAUCAUUCUCUUCCCACCGCAAUUCUUGCUUCUACAUCUGAUAUCAGGCUUCCUCGACCAGGAACCCCGAUCGAGCGUGCCCGUGGAGGAAUUAGAGACACGCCGAGCGGCAUUGGUCAAGUUCGUACACUCCGGCUCACCAGCUUGGACUGACAAGUUCAUAUCGCCUAAAAUGCUCAAGAUGACCGAAGACGGCCGGGCGGUCCUGGCUCUGGAUGAACCUGGGCCCGAGUUAAAGGGGUCUGGAAAACGUGGUGAGUCGGAUCGGGUUGUCCUUGUGAGGUUUAAAAAGGGUAGUGCGAGAGAGGUCAACGUUGCCUGGAAGAAGGAUGCUCUAAAAGAGGGAAGAGAAGGUCACAGUAAUCUUUAG